AGUGUUUUGACCCCAAAACGUUUUGUCAUGUACUUCUUACUGCUUCCGGGUUAAGCCUCUCCUUCGCUGGCAUGCUUGUUGGAUUUUUCCAACCAAAAGCAACAUAGUUUAGCUGAAGAGAAAAUAAAAUGAGCUCUCAGAAAGGAAAUGUAUCUCGCUCACGAGCUCAGAAGCAUCAAAACAGCAUUGCCUUCAAAAACGACAAGUACGGAGCGACUGCACAAGUGAAGAAGGCGAAUUCAAAGAUCCACGAUGGACUCUGUCAACACUGUAAAGGUGUCCUUGAGUGGAAAGUCAAGUACAACAAAUACAAGCCACUAACACAACCCAAAAAGUGCGUCAAGUGCUGUCAAAAGACAGUAAGGGAUGCAUAUCACAUUGUCUGUAAGCUGUGUUCGCUUCAGCUUGAGAUCUGUUGCAAGUGUGGGAAGAAAGAAGAAGUCAUUAUUCCAGUGAACUCACACUUAGACAAGAAGGAACAAGAAGACGAAGAGAAAAAGAAAGGACUAAGGCGAGGCAAAGAAGAAGAGGAGGAUUUUGACUCUGAUGACAAUAAUAAUGAUGAUGAUGAUGAUUUUGACAACCUUGAGGAUGAUUGAAAAGGACAGAGACUUUGGAAUCUGGACAGAGACUUGAAACCGAAAAAUUCACCCAAAAAAUCUGACAAUUUUCCAGAUGUGUCUUUGCUAAAUGUUAAAGAUUAAUGUUUAUUUUUUUGGUUUUUUUUUUCAAUAUUUAGACUGAAUGAGGUUUUUGUCAUGGCCUCUAACAAGCUGAGCAACACAUGAAAGAAAGAAGCUGGUUGUUGCAGGAAAACAGGCUGAAAUGUACAUUCAUCUUUUCAGUAUUUCCUUUUUUUAUUAAAACAUUGUUUAGUUUUACUUAAAUUUUCAAAUACCAAUGAAAUGGCAAAAUCCUAUACAUUGAAACGGUUUCGUUUUGUAGUUUGAAAAUAACAAAAAAAGAUUUUUCGCAGUUUAUAAUUAUAUCUUUUUCAACUUUCUGGCCACAGAAUUUUUUUUAGCAACCAGUUUGUAAAAUAAAAUGUGAAAAAAAAAGAAGAAAGAAUAUGAUACAUGGUCUCCAGGAUCUUUUUGAAAUAAAAAGUGUGAAAAGUG
Gambusia affinis (western mosquitofish) is the source of this 1118-nucleotide messenger RNA. It is a transcript of the gene lg03h9orf85, whose product is annotated as linkage group 03 C9orf85 homolog. The transcript has 4 exons. NCBI's taxonomy places the organism in Eukaryota, Metazoa, Chordata, Actinopteri, Cyprinodontiformes, Poeciliidae. The record is from RefSeq and is a predicted model, not a curated record. Bases 129 to 599 code for a protein of 156 amino acids.